Gryllus bimaculatus (two-spotted cricket) is the source of this 595-nucleotide messenger RNA. The record is from the annotation of a GenBank genome assembly. Lineage: Eukaryota; Metazoa; Arthropoda; Insecta; Orthoptera; Gryllidae.
AAAAAUGUGCUUUAAUGAAGCGGAAACUAAGUGGUGGGACGUAGUCAGUUAAAUUGUCUUUUGUGAACCGUGAAGUGAUCUUUCCUAGUGCAUUCAGUUACACAUAACAUGUUAGUAGUGCUUCAAUGGACUCCACAAAUCGAAUAUAACAGUUUUCAUGCAUUGUAACACUAAAUGAGAUCAAAGAAUUGAUGAGUAAUUUAUAUUGUUUUCUCUUUUCAAAAUGUGUAUGUAAGUGAUAAGUUGAAAUCAUUCAUUGUGGUUGAAAAUGAACAUUCUGCACAAAGCGACUAGAAGAAAAAAUGUCAAAAUGUCCCAUGUCAGAUAUAGAGUUGAGUUGAAGGGAUUGUCUUCGCAGAUGUUAAAACCGGUGAAGAGACCCGGCAAGGUUCUUUCGCACGGAGCUGGUGGAUUCUUCAAGGAUGAAGAAAUAUCUUCCCAAACUUUGAAAUUACGUUUUCGGUUUUAUAAUCUUGCAAAAAGAAAAAAAACGUUAUAUCAAACUAGAAAUAUGUAUUUUAAGUGUUCUCGCUUACAAAAAAGGUUUUCAAAUAACAGUUUUAAUAGAAACCCUUAUUUCUUUCGUUGUUCGUAA